Nerophis lumbriciformis (worm pipefish) is the source of this 1203-nucleotide messenger RNA. NCBI's taxonomy places the organism in Eukaryota, Metazoa, Chordata, Actinopteri, Syngnathiformes, Syngnathidae. The record is from RefSeq and is a predicted model, not a curated record.
AUGCGCCAUUCGAUUCGCAAGCUUCGCAACCCGAUCCAGAAUUACGCCUGGGGCUCGCGUACCGCCAUCGCGGGGCUACUCGGCAAUGCUGCGCCGAGUCCCGAGCCGCAGGCCGAGCUGUGGAUGGGUGACCAUCCGAGGGCCCCUUCGGAGGUCGAGGACGGUGCCGGUUGGCGUGCGCUCGACGUGGCCAUUCGCGAGACGCCGGAAGAGCUGGUCGGCCGGUCGGAAGGCGGUUUGCCUUUCUUGUUCAAGGUGCUGGCCGCCGCCGAGCCGCUGUCGAUCCAGGCCCAUCCCGACGCCUCCCAGGCCAAGGCAGGGUUUGCCCGCGACAACGCCGCCGGCUUGGCGCUCGAUGCCGCCAGCCGUAGUUAUCGCGAUGCCCACGCCAAGCCCGAGAUCCUCUACGCUCUGGAGCCCUUUUGGGUGAUGCGCGGCUUUCGCCCGCCGGAUGAGAUUCGCCAGUUGCUCGAGGCGGCCGGACUGACCGCCCUGCUGCCAUCGGCCGCGCUACUCGACGGUAAGGAUCCGGCGAUGGCGCUGGAGGCGUUUUACCGUGCUUGGUGGCACUUGCCGGAGCCCGCGACCCGGGCAGUGCUCGACCAGCUGGUGCCGGUGGCGGGCCGCUUGCACGGCGAUUCGGCUUGGCCUUGGGUGGGGCGGCUGGCGCGGGCUUACCCCGGCGACCGUGGGUUGCUGUCGCCGCUGUUGUUGAACGUAUUCGAGCUCGCACCCGGUGAGGCGCUCUUCACCGGUCCUGGGGUCUUGCACGCUUACCUCGAUGGCGUCGGCUUGGAGCUGAUGGGCAGCUCCGACAACGUGCUCCGGGGCGGCUUGACCGGCAAGCAUGUCGAUGUCGAUGGUCUGCUCGAUAUUUUGCGUUUCGCGCCGCAGUCGGUGGAGCUGUUGGCGGCGGAGCAGGUCGACCCGCAGUUGCAGCGGAUACGCAGCCCCGAUGGCCGGCUGAUGCUCGAUCGCUGGCAGCCGGGGAGCGCUGGCGCGGUGGCCGAGCCCCUGGGCGGCGGCGAGAUCCUGCUCUGCACCGAGGGUGCCGGCGGGCUGGCCGUGGCCGGGGCACCGCAUCGCCCGUUCCGCCGUGGCGAGGCCUUCUUCGUGCCCGCUUCGGUCAAGUCCUACACGGUGCAGGGCGAGACCGUGGUGUUCCGCGCCGGCGCCGCCUCACCGACCGCGCUACCGGCCUAG